AUGGUUGUACACAUCUCAAAGCUGGAAACCCUUAUUCAAGGUUAUAAGGCUGCCCCACAGACCAAGAAUCGCCACUCAUCCACACACUUCAUGGGCUCACACGAGACUGGUAAUGUCAAUGAAAAGGACAAGAUUCGCGGGACUAUGUCCUGCGAUGAGAUACUCAAACUACUACAACACCACGGGUGUACCGAUGUGACGAAAAGGCUAGAUCUUGGACAAUGUGUCCAAGAUCCUGUUUCCUAUGGUGGUUUUGGUGAUGUCUACACAGGAACUCUGUAUGACCGCCUUAAUGUGGCAAUGAAGUGUCUUAGAGUCACCACUCAGGCCAAUGGAGUGGAAACCAGGAGUCAUCUUAAGCGGGCAGCACACGAAGUAUAUGUUUGGUCGAAAUGCAAACACUCCAAUGUGCUUGAGCUGGUCGGUGUUGCUCAGUAUCGGAGUCGAAUAGUCAUGGUGUCCCCUUGGAUGAAACAAGGCAACCUCGUAACGUUUUUAUCGAAGAACCCCGAUGUCGACAAAUACGCUAUAGUUGCCGAAGGAGUUGCCCAUCUUCAUGGGCAUGGCAUUAUUCAUGGCGACAUUAAAGGAUCGAAUAUUCUGAUGUCAGAUAACGGUAUUCCUAAGCUCACAGAUUUUGGUAGCGCACAAAUAGAUUGGUGCACCCUCGAGUUCACCGGGAGCACCAAGAUACAGACUACCAUGAGUUUUUCGGCUCCUGAAAUACUGAAGACUCGAGGUAACUUGAAGCUAACAACCGCGACAGAUGUAUAUUCGUUAGGAAUGACAGUCUUGGAAGCAAUCACGGGAAGCACGCCGUAUUCUGAUUAUGAAGGCAUGGUUCCUACGGGUAAAAUUACUGAGGGUUUAAAGCCAGCUCGACCUAAGAAGUAUUUGCCCAAAAAUUACAAGCAGGCCAAUGUGAUAUGGGGAUUGCUCACACAUUGUUGGGAGUUGGAACCCGAAAAUCGACCCAGUGCUAUCGAGGUGGCUGGUGCGCUCCAUGAUGGGCCCGAGGAGCUUCAAGAAUUUUCUACCUCUGGAUCAGAACACGAAUCAAACAACGAAUCCGAACCUGGGGCCCCAGGCCAGGCGCUCGACACCCCAAAGAGCAGCCCAACCAAGAAGCGUGGUCGCCCACUAGGAUCAAAGAAUAAACACAAAAUCCCACAGAGGGAAGGUCCGCAAGAAGAAGGCUUGGAGGAGAACGCAAAUAAUAUGGAUAUGGGCCAGGGCGGGGCUGUACCUGAGUCAAGUACGAGGCGCGGACCUGGUCGUCCCCCAGGUGUAAAGAACAAGCUCAAGAACCCCACUUAG
Messenger RNA from Rhizoctonia solani, 1317 nucleotides. RefSeq names its product Tyrosine kinase specific for activated. The transcript has 11 exons. Lineage: Eukaryota; Fungi; Basidiomycota; Agaricomycetes; Cantharellales; Ceratobasidiaceae. The coding region runs from base 1 to 1317 and encodes 438 amino acids. Gene Ontology annotation, biological process: protein phosphorylation. The record is from RefSeq and is a predicted model, not a curated record. Gene Ontology annotation, molecular function: ATP binding; protein kinase activity.